Trematomus bernacchii (emerald rockcod) is the source of this 6275-nucleotide messenger RNA. RefSeq names its product serine/threonine-protein phosphatase 6 regulatory ankyrin repeat subunit C-like. The coding region runs from base 121 to 3255 and encodes 1044 amino acids. Gene Ontology annotation, cellular component: cytoplasm. Lineage: Eukaryota; Metazoa; Chordata; Actinopteri; Perciformes; Nototheniidae. The record is from RefSeq and is a predicted model, not a curated record. Gene Ontology annotation, molecular function: protein binding. The transcript is spliced from 28 exons.
UACACAUCACAUAUCCCAGCAGCUAACUUAGCUAAAGCUAGGCUAACUAGCUGCUACAGAGUGACAUGUAGUCAACUUUACAACCAGUCUCAAUGAAGGAGCUUCCACAGUGAUUUGGACAUGGAGAUAAGAAAUAUCAAAGACCAGUCUCCAUUGGUCCAGGCUAUUUUUAGCCGAAACACAGAAGAAGUGACAUUUUUAUUGGACCAUAAUGAAGAUGUCAAUUAUUUGGACCAAGAACAAAGCUCACCCCUUCAUGCUGCCGCCUAUUCGGGGGAUGUCCAAACUAUGGACCUACUUAUUACUUCUGGUGCAAAAGUCAACGCUAAGGACCGGGGUUUGCUGACUCCCUUACAUCGAGCAGCAGCCUCUAGAAAUGAAAAAGCUGUUGAACUGUUACUGAAGCACGGAGCAAAGGUCAACCCUCAGGACAAGUACUGGCAUACACCUUUACACAUGGCAGCUGCAAAGUGGGCCACAGGCUGUGCCGAAGCUCUGAUACCACACAUGUGCAGCAUGGAUGUUGCUGACAGGUCAGGGAGGACGCCACUGCAUCACGCAGCGCACAGCGGCCAUGAAGAGAUGGUGAACUUGCUCCUUAAAAAAGGUGCCACUGUGAGUGCCAAAGAUAAGAAGGAAAGGCAGGCAAUUCACUGGGCUGCAUACCUCGGACAUGUGGAUGUUGUGAAGCUUCUUGUGUCAAACGGUGCGGAUGUGACGUGCAAGGACAAACGCGGUUACACUCCGCUCCAUGCUGCAGCUGCCAGUGGACAGUUAGACAUGGUCAAAUACCUGUUGAGACUGGUGGUGGAGACUGAUGAACCUAACACCUUUGGGAGCACAGCGCUGCACAUGGCCUGUCACACGGGGCAGGACGCUGUGGCCUCUGAGCUGGUCAACUGUGGUGCCAACAUCAAUCUGCCCAACCACCAUGGCAGCACGCCACUACACCUGUCUGCUGCCUCUUCCAGCGGGGUGCUGUGUCUCGAGCUGCUAAUUAACAAUGGUGCUGAUGUCAACGUGCAGAAUAAAGAAGGGAAAAGCCCUCUGCAUAUGGCCGCAAUGCACGGGCGCUUCACAGGCUCUCAGAUUCUGAUCCAAAAUGGUGGGGAGAUCGACUGCGCUGAUAUGUUUGGAAACACCCCUCUUCAUGUUGCUGCCAGAUAUGGUCAGGAGCUGCUGAUCAGCACUCUGCUGACCAACGGUGCUGAUAAGACCAAACAGGGUAUUCAUGGGAUGCUUCCACUGCAUUUGGCAGCGCUCUACGGAUAUCCGGACUGCUGUCGAAAAUUAUUGUCCAAUGGCCAGUUUUACAUCAUGCCGUCUCAAGUGCCGUCAGCAGGGGAUGAUAUUAACGUCUUAGACGACCAUGGAAGGACCUGCCUGCAUGCAGCUGCCUCUGGAGGAAAUGUAGACUGUCUGAACUUGCUGUUGAAUAGUGCCAAUGCCGAUCUGGAUGUAAAGGAUCAUUUGGGGCGAUCUCCUCUGCACUACACUGCAGCUAACGGGAACAGCCAGUGCACCAUCUCCAUGGUGAGAGCCGGCGCUGCCGUCAAUGAGCUGGACCUGACGGGCUGCAGCCCCCUGCACUACGCCGCCGCUUCACACACCUUUUGUGGGGGGGAGACGAGCUCUGAGUCUGAACACAGUGAGGGAAAGGAACACGAAGCCUCUCUGUGUUUAGAUUUCUUGCUUGACAGCGGGGCAAACCCAACUCUGAAGAACAGUAAGGGUUACAGCGCCGUCCACUAUGCAGCAGCUUAUGGGAACAAACAGCACCUGGAACUGCUCCUGGAGAUUUCAUUCAACUGUCUAGAAGAGGUUGAGAGUAAUAUCCCAGUCAGUCCUCUGCACUUAGCUGCGUAUUAUGGCCACUGUGAUGCACUGCGUUUGCUUUGUGAGACCCUUGUGAGUCUGGAUGUGCGGGACAUUGAAGGCAGGACGGCCCUCCACCUGGCCGCUCAGAGAGGCUUUGCCCCGUGUGUGGAGGUGCUGCUGAAGCACCAAGCCUCUUUCUCCCUGAAGGAGCAGAAACGCAAGUGGACGGCUCUCCAUGCUGCAGCUGCUGAAGGCCACAUGGACUGUUUGCUGUUAUUGGUCAAUGAAGAACAUAGUGCUGAAGUCAUCGACAGUCCUGAUACACAGGGAAAGACGGCUCUCAUGCUUGCAGCUCUGGGAUGUCACACCGACUGUGUCCACAUCCUGUUGGAGAAAGGAGCAAAGGCUGACUCUGCGGACAAGAAGGGCUUCACUGCAUUACACAGAGCUGCGAUGUUGGGCAGUGAGGACUGUGUCUCUGCUCUGUUGGAGCACGGGGCCUCUGCGCUGUGUAGAGACUCUCAGGGAAGGACCCCGCUGCACCUCGUAGCGUCCCGCGGCCACACAGAGCUGCUCCGGACUCUGCUGAAGGCUGCUGUGAAAGCUGACCCUCUGGACUCCAUACUGGACUUCAGAGGCUACACGCCCACACACUGGGCUGCUCACUACGGGCAUGAAGGAUGUUUACAGAUUUUACUUGAAAACAAGCUUUUUAGCAACCAGGAGGGACAUUUCUUCACUGCAUUGCACUGUGCUCUAGUAAAUGGACAUGACGUUGCUGCUGGACUGAUAGUGAAGACUGUUGGCCCUCAAUUAGUUAAAGUUAGCGAUGCCAAAGGAAGGACCCCAUUGCAUGCGGCUGCUCAUUCAGGAAACGUUGCCGGGCUCCAGCUGGUCCUGGAUCAGGGAGCGGACAUCAACGCUGUGGAUCUCUGUGGAUGCUCUGCAGUGAUGGUUGCUGCUGACUGUGGACAGACUCAGGCUGUUGAGUUCUUGCUGCACAAAGCGAAGCCAGACCUGACGCUGGUGGAUGUCAAUAAUAACACUGCCCUUCACUUAGCCUGCAGCAAGGGUCAUGAGAUGUGUGCCCUGUUGAUCCUCGGAGAGAUCAACGACUCUUCCCUCAUAAAUGCAGCAAACAACACUCUCCAAAUGCCUCUUCACAUAGCAGCAAGGAAAGGCCUGGCCACUGUAGUGCAGGUGUUAUUGAGCAGAGGAGCAGCGGUGAUGGCUGUCGAUCAGGAAGGCCACACACCGGCUCUUGCUUGCGCCCCAAACAAGAACGUGGCGGACUGUCUCGCCCUGAUCCUCUCCACCAUGAAGCCUUUCCCCCCCAGAGAGGCCGGCGCCGGUACAGCCUCUCAUUUCAGCCCCAUCCUGAAGAACUGCGGCAUCGCUGCCAGCUGUGGGUCCAGCGGUAACCUCUGUCACGCCUAACACAGCAGCCGCAUGUCCUGUAGGCAUGUCACCAUAAUUACUGCUGCUUUACAAGAUAUCGCUGAUAUAAUUGUCAUUUUAAGACCAUUUUAUACCACUUAUACAAUGACGAUAUAAAAGCAUAAUAAUGCAAGUAUCCCAUUUUAAAGAGCAAUGGAGUAAAUUGAGAAUUAAGAAUUCAAACAUAAACUAAUUAAAACCACACAACCCAAAAAAAAAAUGAAAUUGACUCUCGGGCUCAGCAUACAAAAUUGCACUUAAAUUAAUAUAGAACAUUUGGCACGGGGGUAUAGAGAAUAAUUCAUUCCUUAGCUUAAACCCAAAAUGUUCCCACACCAGAGCUUUAUAGUGCAACUUUGAAACCAAGUCUAUUUGGAUCUUUCGGCUUAUUCUUUCAAACCUUUUUGUCUGGUCAGUAGACGUCAGGAAAAACACCAACAAGCCUCGAAAUGUACCCACCCUUGUGUGUGUAUGUGUGUGUGUGUGUCGCUGUGUGUGUGUGUCGCUGUGUGUGUGUGUGUGUGUGUCGCUGUGUGUGUGUAAGGGACGGAAACAACAGAAACAACCGCAACCAACAUUUUUCUGUUCACAGAAUUGGGGCUGUGAACUCUAAUAAGGGUUGGAAAAAGCCUGUUAUUUUGGCAUCAUGUUAGCUAAAAUAUUAAUGUCCAUCUUAUGUUAACAAAUAUGCAUGUUAACACAAGCGGCAAAAUCAAAGUCGGCAAGAAUGAUCAAAGACAUGUCUAUAUAUCAUACGAUAAGCUUCUAAUGUAAUUACGCAAGAGGCCUUAGUGGGCUGUGGGCUGGGACAGGUGUACAACGGAGUGAAAUUUCACUCUGGUGUAACACAAAGUCUAUACACACACACACACACACACGUGUCCAGGAUCAUGCCUCGCUUCUUCUCUAGCACGUGAUGACAGCUGCCUGCACAUUAUGUGCUUAUGCACUAGCAGCAUCGAUUGCUUCUCUAAAAUCUAGUCUUACACAUUACUAAUAUUAGCAGACCUCUUAGAUUAUAUAUCUGCCACGUGAGUUGAGUUUAGCCCACGCGCAUGUUAUUUUAAUGAAGUACUAACCAUUUGAAUGAGAGGGAGUUUUCACAUGAGCACACGACACAUCCUCUCCACUUGAACCCCGUCCGCUGUCAGUAUUGGGACAAAGUCUCGUUAACCAGCAAAGCCUGAAAUCUACAUGUUUGUCUUCAGAUGAUACACGUGCAAGAGUACUCGGAUGGUUGUGUGUUAGUGUUGCGUGUGUGUGUUUGUCAGUAAGAGCUAUUUUGCAUAUUAGACAUUGCUUCCUAAUAUACUUGUUUAAAAAGAAAAAUAGGUGCUUUAAACCUUUUAUGCAAUUAAUAGGACUAUUUUUCUAUCCUAUCGUGAGUGUAGCAGACAGUAAGCUGAUAUGAAAAACCUUAUUAUUCUAAUAUUAUCAUGAUUUAUACAAGUUACAUUUCAGUUUAGUAAAGUCACAAGCAUGUCUAUAGUAGUAGUUAUAUAGUUUACAGAGUCUAGUGUAUAUAUAGUUCUUAAAAUUACGUUUAAAUGAAGUUAACCUUUCUAAUUGUGUUAUCCUGAAAAUCCCAAAUUAUUGAGAAUUAACCUCAGGUCUGCGUACUGUACUGUGGGUUACAUUACAUGUCACUUGUUAGAUGCUUUUAUCCAAAGCGACUUACAUACUCAAUACUGUGGGCAAUCCCCAAAGGAGCAAUUUGGGGUGAAGUGUCUUGCCCAGGGACACAACGACAUGCUGACUGCAAUGGGGUUUGAACCUGUGACCCCCCUGAUCCGAACACAUGUGCACAACCCACACACCUCCUUAGGGUGCAAUAUAAAGCAUAUUUGAGCUAUAUGUUGCAUAACAAAUGUAUGACUGCAGUAUCACAUAAGCCAGAUAUUAAAUAUGUCGAUAUGAACCAUUUGAAAGCACAGGAAAAAAAUAUAUUUCAGUCUCUGAGCUUAACAAUCUUUAGCAAAUGUGUCAUUUCAUUUUCUUUUUCAAUGUCUUUAACUAGAGAUUCAUUUCAUUAUUGAUUUAGUUUUGAAUAGUUUAUUUUUUUCAUGAUUAAGUUCACAUUAAGUUUUAAGAACCCAAGUUGACACCUUUUUAAAUUAAUGUUUUCUUCGUCAGCAGUCUAAAACCCAAAGAUAUUUAAUUUCCAUGGAUUUCAAAAUAACAAGAGCAGCACAUCCAACAUCUUUAAGAAACUGUAACCAGAACAUUCUUGUUUGACAAAUUACUAAAAAUGUUUAUAAUCAAAUGGCCAAUUAAAUAUUUAGUAGGUCAACCUGUCAAUUUAAUGUUUCAGCAAUUUUUUGUAAAUCUAAUGUCAUUAUAAUAUUGUCAGUGUGCAGUUAACUUUGGGAAAAUAAACCACUUGCAUCUAAGGACUCUAACAAUCACUGUGAAACACGAAGAAAUAUAAAAGUAUAUUAUUGAAUACAUAACAGCAUUUAACAUGAGGAGAAGAACAUUUUUGGGAACGCCCACAGUUAUCGUUUAUUUAUUAAUAGUUUUUCACCUUUUAAAUAAAUCAGCAAUAAAUUGAGCUUUGCUUUCAAUAUUUGUUUCCUUUUAUAAUUUGACAGUUGUGCACACACAGACUUAGAUAUUUGCUAAAUUGUAUUUUUUCCUAGUAAAAUGUGCUAUGUUAUCUAAAGAUGGCUUUAAACUAUUUGCACUCCGACAUUAAAGUUUACAUAGUGUCCUUAGGUUUAUGCAAAUAUACAACAUUUUAAAGUGCAUUUUACAACGUUACCUUUCAUGAGACACUAAAUCAGUUGGGGCUUUUUUUUUGUUUCAUUUGAAUGGAAUUACUGUGAGAAAAUGGUUUGACAUUUCUAAAUGCAAGCACAGUGAAAUGAUUAAUGUUUGUCUUUAGCAAGUGCUCUUUCACAAACUGUGUGUCUUCUGUACUUUUUACUGAGAUUUCAGGGUGUCUCUCCCAGCUUGAAUACUCUGUGAUCUAGUUGUGGAUGGCAUUGAUAUGAGAGAACAUAAAUAAAUCACUACCACAA